Molecule: messenger RNA, 1874 nt
Organism: Hyla sarda
Lineage: Eukaryota; Metazoa; Chordata; Amphibia; Anura; Hylidae
Exons: 5
Coding region: 835-1818 (327 amino acids)
Source: RefSeq, a predicted model, not a curated record
UGUGAUACUGUCUGCUGUACUGAUGUAUCUAAGCCUACUAAUGUGAUACUGUCUGCUGACCUGUUGUAUCUAAGUCUAAUAACGUGAUGCUAACUGAUGUAUCUACGUCUAUCAGUGUGAUAUUAUCUGUUGAACAGGUGUAUCUAAGUAUCAGUGUGAUCCUUUCUUCUGAGUUGAUGUAUCUAAGUGUAUUUUGCUGAGCUGGUGUAUCCAAGUCUAUCAGUGUGAUAUCUGCUGAGCUGGUGUAUCUAAGUGUAUCAAUGUGAUCCUUUCUGCUGAGUUGGUGUAUCUAAGUUUAUCAUUGUGACACCUUUUGCUGAGCUGGUGUAUCUAAGUGUAUCUGUGAUAGCCUGGGGGAGUUGGGUGUAGGGAGUGUAGCUGUGCGGUUACUAAGGGUACUUGCUUAACCUUUUCUAUUCGUGACGCCAGGGUGAGGGCUAUUCUCUGUAUGCUUGUCCUACCGCCACCCUUCCCAAAAGCGAUAGGGAGAUACAACAGAGUCUAUUAGAGCUUGACAAGUGGUUGGGACCUCGUGAGUCUAUUGAGCUUAAGAAGAUAAUUGUUGCGCUGAUCCACUGGAUUUAGGGGUUUAGAUUCGGUCCAGUAAUCACGCUAGCUUUAGUGGGGAUUGAGAUUUUAACUCACGGUUUAGUUUAGGCUGAGGCCAGCAGGUUUCUAGCCUAGCUUGUCUUGGAAAGUUGUGCAGAUCCGUCCGGCAUCCACGAGAGCAGCAACCCAAGAGAGUGAUACUUGGCUACAGCUCCCUUAUAUGGGCAGGGGCUGGACUAAAGCUCACUGGUCCAUAACAACUGUUAAUCUCCUGUACAGAGAGUUAUGGAUAAACAUGUGACCCAAGGACCUCCAAAGGUCCUCCAACAUACCAUAGAGGAAUUAACAUGGUCACAUGACCAAAGGUCCUGCGACGCUAACAAGCUUCCCAUUAUGGAUCAGCAAGCGGUUAUACUUCCCCAUACCGUGCAGCCGGAAGUUGCUGGCCCAUCUGGAGGGUGCAGGCGAUCUUCAUCUGGGUCCGCCAGGGGCUCUGCCCGUGAAAACCGUGGCGAGGCUAGCGGUUCCGGGAGGCGCCGCCGAGGUCGCAAGGGCCACGAAUCCAGAUAUCGCAGUCAUCGAUGUCGGUCCAGGUCCUCCCGCUGGAGGUCCCCUUCCUCCUCAGAAUAUUCAUCCGAUAGCUCUAUGAGUCCAGAUAGGUCACACCGACGUGGGUCUCGGCGGGGGAUUUCAAGAUCCUCCCGUCGUUCGACCUGCGGUGCUACACGCUCACACGAUGUCCCCAUUGCUGUUACGCCAUUGGAUCCAACGGGGCCGGCGGCCCCGCAUGUGAUUCCGGUUCCUGCCCCGGCAGUUGGAAUUCCGAGAGUUGUGUCCGGAUGCGGCAUUGGAGGGCCGGCAAUGCCCCUCUUUCCUUUGGGAGGUGGUGAGCAGAGAUUGAUGCCAUUGGUGUCCUCGUCAGUUACCCCGGCUACUUGGUCUGGACAUGGUUCUCGUUCUCCUGUUGUGGUUUUUCUGGGUCAUUCCUUCAUCUUUCGGGUUGGACAGAGAGCUGCUUGCAGGCCAGGGGGACAGUCCCUUGGUUUUCCCAAUGAUGUUCAAUGGAGAGGAAUCGGUGGACUCAAGUGGCUUCGGGUGCUGGUGGAGGCGGCUAAGUCACAGCGUGGCGGAGGAGAAAUUUGGAGGAGAUUUUCCUGGAGAGUAGAGUGUGAUGCCCGUCGAAGAGGGCGGCCGGCUGACCGCUUACCUCUGAGAGUGUUCAAUCAGAAGUUCGGAUAUAAAUGGUUUAUUUUAAUGGUUAUUAAAUAAACGCUGUGGCCGACCCCCAGUUGUCCAGCAAAAGUUAGAAGUGGUCAGUGUUUUUA